Molecule: messenger RNA, 1627 nt
Organism: Pezoporus flaviventris
Lineage: Eukaryota; Metazoa; Chordata; Aves; Psittaciformes; Psittacidae
Gene: IFRD2
Product: interferon related developmental regulator 2
Exons: 11
Coding region: 65-1372 (435 amino acids)
Source: RefSeq, a predicted model, not a curated record
CCAGGACCAUUCUUCCGUCCCGUCCCGUUAGCGGGGGGGUCCGCACAGGUUCCGUGCCUCCCUCAUGGCCCCGCCGUGUGUCCGGGCUGACUGGGGCUUGUCCCCACCUUCCGCAGGUGGCCCCGGCAGCGGCCGGGCGGUCUCUCACGCUAGCGAGGAGGAGACCGGCAGCGAGGUGCUGAGCCACUGCAGCAGCGCCAGCGAGGGGGGCAGCCCCGCCGAGGAGCCCACAGGGAGCGAGGCGGCGGGGGAGCAAGCGCAGGAGGAAGAGGUGGAGGACAGGCUGAAGGAGCACAUGGACAGCCUCCUGGACAAGAGCGCCAAGACGCGGCUGGCGGCACUGCAGAGCUUGCGCCUGGCCUUCUGCUCCAGAACCCUCUCCGAGUUCCUGCUGGAGCGCCGCCUCACGCUCGCUGACUCGCUGGAGAAGUGCCUCAAGAAAGGUAAAGGGGAAGAACAGGCGCUGGCAGGCACCGUCCUCACCCUCCUCUGCCUCCAGAUGGGCUCUGGCCCGGAGGGGGAAGAGGUGUUUCGCAGCGUGAAGCCCCUGCUCAUCAGUGUCCUGACAGACAGCAUGGCCAGCCCUGGCGCUCGGCAGAGUUGUGCCACAGCCUUGGGUAUGUGCUGCUACAUUGCUGCUGCUGAUCUCGAGGACCUGGUCUCAUGCCUGUCCUGCUUGGAGAGCAUCUUCAGUCCCCCCAGCUCAUCUGAGGAGGGCUCGGCACCCUCCCAGGAUGGCCCUCUGCACUGCAGCGCGCUCCAGUCAUGGUCCCUGCUCCUCACCAUCUGCCCCCCAUCCCACAUCAAGAGCAUCUUGGACAAUGGCUGGCUGAGGCUGCCCCUGCUGCUGGCCAGCAGCAAUGUUGCGCUGCGCAUCCUGGCUGGGGAGACUGUCGCGCUGGUCUUCGAGCUGGCUCAGGACAUGGAGGUGGAUUUGUGCCACCAAGAUACGGUGUUCCUGUGUGCCCAGCUCAAGGUGCUGGCUACUGAGAGCAAAAAGUAUCGAGCCAAGAUGGACCGACGGAAGCAGCGCUCCAUCUUCCGGGACGUUCUGCACUUCAUUGAGAGCGGGGAGUACCAGGAGGAGACCAUCCGUUUUGGCCUGGAGUGCAUGUACGUGGAUAGCUGGGCAUGCCAGCGCACCUACCAAGCCUUCAAAGAGGUGCUGUCCUCUGGCAUCUGCCACCACCUCCAGAACAAUGAGCUGCUACGGGAGAUCUUCGGCCUUGGGCCCCCCUUGGUGCUGGAUGCACCUGCUCUGAAAGCCAGCAAGGUCUCCCGCUUCGAGAAGCACUUCUACAACUCGGCUGCCUUCAAAGCCCGCACGAAAGCCCGGAGCCGGGUGCGGGACAAGCGGACGGAUGUGCUGUGACGGGCAGAGGGGGCAGAGGCCUUAGCCCACUUGGACUGCAGACCCAGCACUGUGAGGGGCCGGCGGGCCUAGCCCUCAGGCUUUUAUUCAUGUACAGCAAAGUAUUUGGAGCUGCCCCAACGGGGGCUGCCCCCUCUUUUAUUUUUUUAAACCAAAGCAAAAAGAAGGAUCAAAGAAGAGCGGGGGGAGGUGGUGGCAUGCUGCUGUGUGCCUGCUCUGUGGCUGGGGCUCUGUGUGCCAUGGUGGAGGGGGUCU